AUGCUUCGCUGUGAAGAAGGACAAAGUGGCCCCUCGUAUGACUCUCUACAGGAAGUCAUUGACAAGAAGUCCUUCAGACCUUCAGUCAACCUCAGCACCCCCACCAUAACCAACAUCUCCUUCACGCUCUACGCUAUCUUGGGAGUGAAUGAAAAAGCACAAAUUCUUACCACGUUUCUCUGGCUCAGGCUGUACUGGUUCCAUGAGUUCCUCAUCUGGGAUCCAGAAGCCUGUGACGGCAUUACAAAGAUCUCACUUCCUGUCAACGACCUCUGGACUCCGGACAUUAUCGUUUAUGAGUUCGUGGAUGACGAUGUAUCUCAGGCCUGUCCUUACGUGUAUGUGAACCACACGGGCCACAUCCGCUAUGACAGGAUGCUGAGGCUGGUUAGCGCCUGUAACCUACAGAUAUUCAGUUUCCCUUUCGACAUACAGAACUGCUCUUUCACCUUCGGCUCCUACAUGCAUACCAUAAAGGAUGUCCGUGUCAGUCCUGCCCUGUCCUUUAAGGAGAUGACGGGAAACUCGAAGCGUUACCUGCAGGCCAGUGGAGAGUGGGAGCUGGUGGUUAUCUUGGGCAACACGGACAUUUUGAAGUUCGGAAUAGAUGAAUGCGACAUCAUCACUUUCUGGGUGGUGAUAAAGCGACGGCCGAUACUGUACGUGGUGAACCUGAUCAUCCCCAGCUCCUUCCUCAUGAUCAUUGACAUCCUGUCCUUCUACUUGCCGCCACACAGCGUGGAUCGUUCCUCCUUCAAAAUGACCCUUAUUCUGGGAUAUACAGUCUUUCUUCUCAUUAUGAACGACCUGCUUCCCAGCACUGCUAAUGGAACACCUUUAAUAGGUAUCUAUUUCUCUGUGUGUCUGGCACUCAUGACCAUAAGUCUGCUGGAGACUGUCCUCAUCACCUUCGUCCUCCACCACAAUUCAAUGAAAUACAGGGAGGUGCCACACUGGGUUCAGGUGCUGGUGAUGCGCUUCAUCGCUCGGCUUAUUUGCUACAGUUUCCCUGAAGACCCUUUAUCCAAGCUAGAAGGGAAACAAGAAGGGAAACAAGAACCCAAUCCAUGGGUUGUCCAGCCCUCACAAUCAACGUCCGGUCAACAGACCUCCACUAAUGCCUCUGGAUCCAUGACUAUGGAUGUGCCUGAACUAAGACAGAUCAGUCAGGAUCUUAGAGAGAUAAACACUUAUUUGAACAUCCUACGAAAAGAAGACCAUCUACAGAACCAGUGGUGUCAUGUGGGCUACAUCCUGGACUUCCUUCUCUUCCGCAUUUACCUGUUGAUAAUCACGGGAUAUGCGCUUGUAAUCAUAUGCAUGUGGUGCGUUUGGAUGAACCAGUAG
Carassius auratus (goldfish) is the source of this 1347-nucleotide messenger RNA. Its product is annotated as 5-hydroxytryptamine receptor 3A-like. Gene Ontology annotation, biological process: monoatomic ion transmembrane transport. Gene Ontology annotation, molecular function: extracellular ligand-gated monoatomic ion channel activity; transmembrane signaling receptor activity. The transcript has 8 exons. Bases 1 to 1347 code for a protein of 448 amino acids. The record is from RefSeq and is a predicted model, not a curated record. Gene Ontology annotation, cellular component: membrane. NCBI's taxonomy places the organism in Eukaryota, Metazoa, Chordata, Actinopteri, Cypriniformes, Cyprinidae.